AUGGCUAAAGGUGACGACAACAAGGCCUCACCUUCACGUGCUGCCUCGCCAGGACGCGCAGCUAUUUCGCCGCGCAGUGCGGCUGUCCUGCGAGAUGUGCCGGCUCACGAAAGGAGCUCUGCGACCGACGAAAAUAUUCUCGCGGUCCUCGCCGCCCUCUCGGACCGCAUGGAGAAGAUGCAGACUUGCCAAAUACGGAUCGACGAGGAUAAGCGUAUACGCGGUGCCAUAGAAAGCGGCAUGUUUCCAUCGGCUGUUGGCGCGAAUAUGGGCGCAAGGACGAUGACAAACGAAGCGCUAAGAAACUCACUAGAGCGCAACCCAGCGGCUCGUGAAGAGCGGAAGCCAGGACCGUCACCCGAACUCGGAGGAUCGUUGUUCUCAUCUCUAGAGACGCGGUCACCGAUGCCGAACAUGCAACAAGCGCGGGGCGUACCUCUGCUGACGACGCAUUUUCCCAAGCUUCAAGUCCAGCAGCGCCACUUCAGCAGCAAGGAGCGGUGA
This is a messenger RNA of Peronospora matthiolae, 504 nucleotides long. The record is from the annotation of a GenBank genome assembly. NCBI's taxonomy places the organism in Eukaryota, Oomycota, Peronosporomycetes, Peronosporales, Peronosporaceae.